Scheffersomyces stipitis CBS 6054 is the source of this 294-nucleotide messenger RNA. RefSeq names its product peptidylprolyl isomerase family protein. The annotation marks the transcript as partial. The transcript is spliced from 2 exons. Lineage: Eukaryota; Fungi; Ascomycota; Pichiomycetes; Serinales; Debaryomycetaceae. Gene Ontology annotation, biological process: protein peptidyl-prolyl isomerization. The record is from RefSeq and is a predicted model, not a curated record. Gene Ontology annotation, molecular function: peptidyl-prolyl cis-trans isomerase activity.
CAGACCAAGGCAGGUGACCUGAUCAGUGUUCAUUACAAGGGUACUUUGGACGAUGGCACUGUAUUUGACUCUUCGUACGACAGAGGCUCUCCAAUCAACUUCAAGUUGGGUGUUGGCCAGGUAAUCAAGGGCUGGGACGAAGGUUUGACGAGAAUGUGCAUUGGGGAAAUCAGAAAGUUGGUGAUUCCUUCUGACUUGGCUUACGGAGAAAGAGGCAUUGGUCCAAUUCCUCCAAGGGCAACUUUGACUUUCAUUGCCGAAUUGGUUGACAUUGCCGGCGCACCAAAGGUUGAG